Molecule: messenger RNA, 954 nt
Organism: Jatropha curcas
Lineage: Eukaryota; Viridiplantae; Streptophyta; Magnoliopsida; Malpighiales; Euphorbiaceae
Product: Calcium-binding EF-hand family protein
Molecular function (GO): calcium ion binding
Source: RefSeq, a predicted model, not a curated record
AAAUUAUAAGAGAACAACGAAGGAGAAAAAAAAUAAGCCCCACGUCUUCAACAAACCAAAGAACCAAUUACCAGAACUCAAAAUAAAACCAUUUCCCUUCUUUAACUUUAAACCUUAAAAACUGAAAAACAAUCUUCCAUUGUAAUUUCUUUUUCCUCUUCUCCUUCAUCACCAUUACAUUUUAUGGCCAUAAUGGCUACCCUUCAAUCCAACCAGCUCAGGCAGCUCAAAGACAUUUUCCGGAGGUUCGACAUGGAUUCCGAUGGUAGCCUAACCCAUCUAGAGCUCGCUGCCCUUCUUCGCUCUCUCGGCCUAAAACCUACCGGUGACCAACUCCACCUUCUGCUAUCUAACAUUGAUGCGAAUGGAAAUGGGUACGUAGAAUUUGAUGAAUUGGUAACUGCUAUAUUGCCAGACAUGAAUGAAGAAAUAUUGAUAAAUCAAGAACAGUUAAUGGAGGUCUUUAAAUCAUUUGACCGUGAUGGUAAUGGGUAUAUAACUGCCGCUGAACUUGCAGGAUCCAUGGCUAAAAUGGGUCAUCCUUUAUCGUAUAAAGAAUUAUCAGAAAUGAUGAGAGAGGCUGAUACAAAUGGAGAUGGUGUUAUUAGUUUUAACGAGUUUGCUAAUAUCAUGGCUAAAUCUGCCACUGAUUUUCUUGGUUUGGAUAUUGCAUGCAUAGUCGACGUAUAGCUGCUGCUGUUCUUGGGGAUGAUGAAGAAUUUGCAGAAAUGGUGAUAUUGGAUGGUGAUAAAGAGAUGGUUUACAUUGAUUCUGUUUUUUUUCUUUUUGAUUUUCUUGUGUGUGUUGAUAUGUAAUUCUUGAUGAGGGUCUGUUUCUUGAUAGGAUUUGAUUGAAGGAGGAGAGCUGUAUAAUUAAUGACCAAUAUGCAUAUAUGAAAUAAAUCAAUCACACACUUGAUUAAUAUUAUGAUUAUCUCACUUGAAUUUGUUAUUA